CAUCCGAGAAGAGCAUGCUUGAUCUCUAUUGUGUGUUUUAAGAAUUUUUUUUAUUUCAUUGUGUCAUAUUUCGUACCAACUAGGACUUACGAGUAACAUUGAAUAUUAAAUUAUUUAAAAAUUUUAAAUUCGUGAAAAGUGAUUACUUUUAAUUGUAUGCUAGUCUGGCUUUCUUCCAGUGAUUCCAUUGUUUAAACGUUACGAAGUAUAUAACGUACAAAAGAUUUGACCAUGACAAACAACUACUACCAACAUCAUCAGUCCAGAACGAUGCCGGAUUUGGUUGCCAUUUUGGCUUGCGAAAAUGCCAAACAGCAAUUUCCUCGUCAUUUCGGUAAUCAGGGCUAUAACGUUAAAUACUAUAACAAUUGUCAGACACCGUACGUUCCGCAGAUGUACGGCAACUUUUAUCAAAAGCAACGUUUCAUGCCCUACCCGAAUCGCAACCAAAUGCAGCCCAAUCAGAGCAACCAUUUCCAACAACUGUGCACUAAUGUCAGCUACACGAGCGGAAACGGUGCAGCAAACAAGUCACUGAAUUCAUCACUGAACAGUAGCGGUUCCGACUCUGGUAAAAACUCUACGUUUUACAGUGGUGGCAGUUCUAGCAAUUCUAGUAAUACGAGUCAGUGCAGCAACAGCAGCGGCAGCGGCACUGGAAGCGGAUUCAAUUGCUCCUACGGCGGAGCCAUGCAAUCGACCGCCGAUCAGAAAGAGAUGGUCGUACUGCAAAUCAGCAACCUGGAUCCAUCGAUCGAUGAGCACAAGAUGCACCAGUAUUUGCUCUGUCAGCUGAAAUCGAUCACGCCUGUGCUUUCGUUGACCAUCGAAAGUCCUUCGCUGGCGAAGGUCAAGGUCCCUUCGGCACAAUUUGCCAAAUUGGUGGUAGCAAAUCUUCACCGUAAGAAGAUCGGCCACAAACGUAUGGUGGUGUCCUACAUCAAGGAUCCGUCUUCUGCCGAAUCUUCAGCGCUCCGUUGUCAGGUCGCGGGUUUGCUGAAGGACGUUCCGUUCUACAGUUUACCGAUCAACAAAUUUCGUGAACUGUUCCAGUCACGGUUCAAAUCCUCGAUCAGCGUACUGGAUCUCUAUCGCAUGCCGGACGUGUGCACCAUUACGUUGGACAAGAACGAGGAGAAGUUCAUCUGUCUGCAGCCGGAUGUGAUUAACUCGCUGCAGAACAAUCCGUUGGUGGAAUCGUCGCAGCACAGUGUCCCGUACUGCAUCUACCACUUCAAGCAGGAAAAGGAAAAAGGUUGGGCAGAACAGGAGAUUGAACCGCUGCCCAAUGUGAUGAUGAGCAUCAGUCAGCUGCAGUCGGUUGUCUAUUCGCUACUGAAGGCACACAAAGAUGACAUUCCGGUGGCUAGCAUUCUGUACUGCAUCGAACACGAACUGCAGAUGAAAGUCAUCCCGAAUGAGGCUGGCGUUCCGCUGGAACAUUUGCUGUGCAGCAUCCGGGGCGUGCAGAUUGUGAACAACAGUUUCGGUAUCAAGGUGCUUACUUGGCUAGACCACGAACUCAACUCUACCAAGGACAACGAUGAUGCCUCCUCGGUCAACCUACGCUAUAUGCCCAAGAGCCCAAGUAACGAUUUCCUGCAACAAAUUUCCCGCGAAGUCGUCGAGUUGAUCAAAAUGUCACCGAAGUCGACGAUGAAAUUCACACGAUUCAUUCCGGCCUACCAUAAUCACUUCGGAAAGCAGUGUCGGGUGGCCGAUUACGGUUACACCAGGUUAAUCGAACUGUUCGAAGCCCUGUCGCCGGUUGUUCAGGUGAUGGGUGAUGGCGAGAAUCGUCAGAUCACACUGACCCAUCGAACUCAGAUUCGCCGGUUCACCAGCGACCUGCUGAAAGUGCUGCGUGGCCAACUGAACAAAUCGAUUCUGCUCUCCCAGCUGCCGAUCAUUUUCUCACAGGCCCAGAACAAGAUAUUUGACGUUACGGAUUACGGAGUGUGCGAUAUCUUCGAUAUCAUCGAUGGGCUGGUUUACAACAAUUCUAUUGUUACCAAAGUGUAUAACGAAACGGAUGUGCUGAUAUCGAUUGUGAAACGGAAGCAAACUCCGAUGGAACUGGAGAAGACCUGUAUCUUUGCCGGGGAGGUCGUGGAACUGUUCAAGAAUGCACCGCAGUAUUCGAUUUUGUUCAAAAAGUUUGUCCGAUCUUAUCACUAUCAUUUUGGUUAUCAGUGCCGAUUGAGUGAUUAUGGACUGAUGAAGUUGGCGGAUUUACUGGAAGCUAUUUCCGGUGUUGUUGAGAUGGAGCAAAGCAACGAUGAAGAUCGUAAAAUAUUUCUCAACAGCAGAGUGGCGACACGGAUUUUCGCAGAACAGAUACAGGAUAUCAUUAAGCACUUCAGCGGAAACAGUGUGUCGAUGAUUCGGUUGAGCGAAAUUCUCAACUACCAUAAGAACAAAUACGGCUAUCAGCUUCAGCCGUGCUGUCUGGGGUAUUCCAACAUGUACGAAGCCGUAAAGGCACUUCCGUACAUGGAAAUCUACGAGUCCGGCAACGAUUAUAUUGUCAUUUCGCACAUGGAAGACCCGGCGUUCCGUCUUCGGUCGUACGCUGCCUGCCUUUGCAUACUGGAUUCACAAAGGGACCGUUUACCGAUUGCCGAUUUUCUCCGAAGCUUUAUGACAAAAUUCAAAGAAAGCCUAUCCGAGAAACAGAUUCACGACAUGAAGCACGCCAUAACGAUUGAACUAGAUAAGGGAAGCCAAACUGUGACGUUGUCUGCGAUGAUGAAGUUUAUCGUUCGCAUCAUACAGGUGCUCAAGCAGCGAAGCCCGAUCAAUCUGUUGGACCUGAAGCACACCCUGAAUAUGUCACUUUGCACGUGUUUCGAGUUCGGUUAUCCAAACAUUUCCUCGCUGAUCGGUGCGUUUCCAGAUAUAUUUGUCGUUAGCAACAACUACGUUCACGAACGGGCCGAUGUUGAACUGAACCGUGACUGCAUUUUAAGUAAAGCUCGCUACACUUGCGAGGAAAAAACUUCUCCCGUAGUCGGAGCGGUGACUGCGGCCACAUCAACUUCCACCCCCGCGAGCAUCAAAACGCUCGUUGACGAAAAUAAAUGUUCCUCCGUUUCGAUGACAAAUGAUUUUAGGAAUAUGUUUUACAGUCGUCAAGAGGCGAUUGCUCAGCAUCAAAUUAUUCAGCAGCAACUUCAGAAACCGCUUCAACCUUUGCAACCGAGCCAACAGAUGAACCAACAACCUCCGGUUCCGUUUUACCCGAAUAAUCGUUUCAGCACUCCAAUGCUGAACUCCAGCUACAACUUGGCCACUGUGACAUCCUCCUCCGUGACUCCUAUAGUGGCUGCCGCAAUGGCCGCUAGUUUGAUGACUAGUCAUAAUCAAACGUUGAUUAUGAAGAACCACAAUAAGGAAAACCUCUACUACGGUUACAAUGGAAUGCAGCAGCAGCUCGAACAGCAAACGAACCAAUCGCUCCAGCAUCUGCAACAGCAACAGUCCGCGAUUCUACAGACAAAAUUCGCUGCAAUGACCGCGAAUAUUUGCGCCAACUCCAUUAACGCUGAUGCAAAUGUAACAGCUUUGACCGCAAAUCCAGCCAAAGAUGGCCGGGAGCAGACCCCAAUGGGUACUAGUAGUAGUAGUAAUAGUAGUAGUAGUAACAGUAGCUGCUCGAUGGCACUGUCCACGGGCUCCGGUGUUCCGCCAAAUUCGACGAGCAAACUAUACGAACGCAGACAUCAACAGUCAACGGGUUUACAAUAUCUCAAUUGUAAUAAUUUCGGAUAUGGACAUUUGCCGGAGAUUUACGAACCACCGAAGCCGGACACACCGCCGUCUCGGAACAUCCCCUACUGGAUUGAUCCGAUCUGGUCAAGCGAUUCAACCCCGGGAGAAAAGGAGCCAUCAGCGGCACCGACUACCGAGCAGCUCCUCAACAUUCCGCUGCCGGAGCUGAAAACGUACAACAAACUGCCGAUCAUUCUGACCCCGUAUGUCCUGUCACUGGCGAACAGUUCGUCCUUUCCCUUCGAUCACGAUAAAUCUAAACAGAUUUAAAACUUGGAAACCAAGCCCAAGUUGCCCGUCUGUCUUUGGGACCAUUCGCAACGUACGAAAAGGAACAAGGACCCGACGAGCGCAGGACAGGACUCCGAUUGUCUUAACUGGACCAUAAGCUACACUCUUGUUUUUUUCUUGUUCGUUUGUUUUCCGCAGUCAACGAUUGCCGCCGACGGUUCCAUGUUUCAUUUCUAUUUACAUUUCUGAUAGAAUUGAUGUUUUAUUUGACAUGUUGAACGGUCUUCACUGUCCUAGGUGUCAAUAUAUGAUCCGUUUACGAGGUUAACUUUUUUUAUAAGGUAGAGUGUUUAUUAGAUGAUGAUAUCGUUAUUAUUAUUGUUCGAAGCUAGAAUGUAUUUAUUUAGGUUAAUUAGAAAAGAGAAGAUGGAAAAUUGAACUGCGAGACACGGAAUGCAGCCUGUUUAGGAAACUGAUAUUGAACAUUUUCCACUGAAUAACGAUUAUGGUUAUAGUUUAACGUGAACUCCUAAGACGGAUAGUAGUUUAGAACGUUUGAGAUGUGUACUGUUUUUUGUUUUGUAAGGAAGCAUCGUAGGACACAGUUUUUUAUAGUUGAUGAUUUAAAUACGUGUAUGUGUGAGAGGUGAAAUGUUUGAAUCAUGUUUAUGUUUUAGACUGAUCGUAGACUAUUUCAGAAUUGAAGAUGAUUCCAGUUUAGAUUUUCCGUUCUUGUGCAUUCUGGCAGUGUUCGAAGAAACUUUGUGAAAGAUUUAAUUAUUUGAGUAUAUGAAAUUGCAUGAAACUAUUAAAAUUUAAG
Messenger RNA from Malaya genurostris, 4822 nucleotides. It is a transcript of the gene Marf1, whose product is annotated as meiosis regulator and mRNA stability factor 1. The coding region runs from base 232 to 4041 and encodes 1269 amino acids. The record is from RefSeq and is a predicted model, not a curated record. NCBI's taxonomy places the organism in Eukaryota, Metazoa, Arthropoda, Insecta, Diptera, Culicidae. The transcript has 11 exons.